AUUUGCUGUGGCUGCCGUUUCCCGCUGCUGCUCGCCCUGUUGCAGCUGGCCUUAGGCAUCGCUGUGACAGCGGUGGGCUUUGUUAUGGCAGGCGUCAGCUCUUCCUUGCUAGUCAGAGAUACUCCAUUUUGGGCUGGGAUCAUUGUAAGCAUAAAGUCUGUUUUCCCUAAGUGCGUUUGCCAAACGUGAAUGCAAACCUGCAUGGUCCAUUUCAGACUAACUAACCCAAACUUGCAUGUCCGCCGCUGCCCCAGAUCUGAGCUACUCUAACUCGCAUCCUGCCUUGUGAUUAGAACUUGAUUGACUUUUCGUGGGGAAGCUGCCUGGGGUCCCCUCUCGGACUGGUUUCCCUGAGUGUCAACAAGAUGCCUGAAUAGAAUGUCGGGAAGCUGUGCGCGUAGCUGACAUCCAGUGGGGCUUAUCGAUUGAAUCUUCUCAACAGCUACAGCAAGUUGGGGUUUCUGGUUGUUCUCCUUUCUCCCCUCCCUACUGGGUGAAGGAGUCAGACCACAGCGGCAAAAACAAUAAUUCUAAUCAGUACCUUUUGUAGAGGCAGGUCCAGAGAAGGACUAUUCUCUGAUCUUCCACAGUGGGUAGCAAUCCAAUUUUUAAAAAGCCCCAAACUUGAGAUGAAGUUACAUCAAGUUAGAUUAUUUAAAAUAUUGUCAGCCCAAGCCAGAGUAUGCUGUAGCUCAGAGGAACACAGUCACACUUCAUUGAGGGACCAAAGCCACUUGGAUGAAUCAUGGGUGGAAUUACUGACAGAAGUAUAUCUGGAACUUUGUUUGUGUGGUGUCCUAUUUUGGUUUGUUUAUGCUCUGUGUCUCAUAUCAAGUUGAUGAACGGACAUGCAUCCAGUUUGCUAUGAAACUGUUCUACUUUCUGCUGAGUGCCCUAAGCCUGAUCGUCUGCGUGCUGGCAGUGGCUUUUGCUGCCCAUCAGUACUCCCAGCUCACACAGUUGAUCUGCAAAAACACCCUUGAUUCCUGCCAUUGCAAGAUGCCAACGUCGGAUCCACUCAGCAGGGUCUUUGUUUAUCAUGAUGUCAGUGACUGUACCAGCAUCACCAGCACUUUUAAACUCUUCCUACUCAUCCAGAUUGUUCUCAACUUGCUCUGUGCCAUGGUGUGCUUGCUGGCAUGUUUCAUGAUGUGGAAACAUAGAUACCAAGUUUUUUAUGUGGGUGCCCGUUUGUGUUCCCUCACUACUUCUGAAAGCCAACAGCAGAAAGUCUAAUUUUUUUUUUCAUUAAAGGUGGGGGAAAGGAAACAACAGUUUACUAAUAUUCUGGGCAACCUGAAGACCUGAGUUAAAAACAGUAACAACAACUUUUGGGGGGAACUGACUAAUAUACACAGGAUCUCAAUGAAUAUAUUUUUAUAUAUUUCAGUAAUACUAUUUCUACUGCAAAAAAAUUUUGUGGGGAAAAAUAAACUAGAAAACUACAGGAUUGUAAAAGUAUAGUUAAACAGAUUAUCCCAAUAAAGUUACAAUGGGGAAGGAUAAUAACAAUCAUGGAAAUCUGACUGUAAUCCCUAAUUGUCAUUUUACUCAUUAUCUUUAGGCUUCUUGGGCAGCUACAUGCCAUAGUGAUUAGAGUGCUGGGCAUGAAGUCAGAAAGAUUCAUUUUCCUGAGCUCAAAUAUGGCCUCAGACACAUUAGCUGUGUGACCCUAGGCAAGUCACUUAACCCUGUUUGCCUCAGUUCCUCAUCUGUAAUAUGAGCUGAAGGAAGGGCAAACCACUCCAGUAUCUUUGCCAAGAAAAUCCCAAAUGGGGUCACAAAGAGUCAGAUACGACUGAAACAACUGAACAACAAAAAAAUGGAUAUUCUAAUCCCCAAAACAAAGCAUUGCUGAGACCCACUCUCUAAAUCCCAGAAAUACACUUAACAUGCCCCCCUUGGGAGCCCUUUCUUUUCCUGGCUUCCCAAAGGGCCAAGAGCUGCUUGAGCACUAGUUACACUGUUCCCUACAGGUACAUUAAUUUGAUUUUUAUCUCCUGUAGUACGGCAGGGAAACAGAUUCAAAGGUGAACCUCAGAAGAGAGGCCAGGCAAUAAGGGACCUAUAUAAACCUGGACAAAACACUGACAGGAUCCUAAGAAACUAGAGGACAAAAGCCUUAUCAGUAUAGUACUGGUGACCACAAAUGUUUGGUGAAUUUUAUUUGAACUGAAUUGAAUUGAACUAAUUGAAUUGAAUAUCAAGCAGGCAUGUGCUUAUUUAAAAGCAUCUACUGGUGACUAGCUCCUGAAAAUUUGAAAGGGGUAAAUAGGACUAACAGUCUAGAAAUUAUUUUUAAUAAAUAUACUUGUCUUUCAUUGCAUCAAACAAAUAGUUACAGCUAUUUUUUAGUAAAUUGUUACUAAUACUAAUUGUUAUUAAUAAUUAUGUUGAAAAGUUUACUUAAUCCUGGGCACAAUUAACGUGGCAUAAUAAGUAUUCCCUUGAAUUAUACUCAUAAACAAAGAGGCCAAAAAGAACUAUUCUUCCUGAGAGCCAAGAUUUCCAAAGGAAGGAGAUUUAUAAAUAACUGGGGUUAAAAAUUAUAUUUAAACACAAAUAGAAAGGAAUUACAAUAAGAAAUAUUAGUACUGCCAGUUCAUUUGAAAACUAUCUGUCUUGGUAACUAUUUUCCUGAAGAAUGCCAGUAUGCUCACAAAAUACUUAAUAUGUAAUCCUAUUAUCUCUGUACUGCAUCCCAAAAGUCUUAGUGCAGUUUUAAACUUAACUUUAUCAGCUUUAGUAGUUCAAAAUGGCACUAACAUUUUGGGAGACUCUCUAUAUUCAGUCACUUUUAAGAAUCUGGACAAUAUUUUAAAGUCCUUACUCAAACCCAGGUAUAUUAAUGAGAGUUGCAUAUAGGUUUCUGUGACCUUGUACACUCUCAGUACCGCACAGUAGGAUUCAUUCAUCCAACAAGAAUUUAUCGAGCACCUACUGGGUGCAAAGUGUUCCAUGCAUAAAACGUCUUUUUAAAAAUGAAUUCCUUACACUACUACAGUGUCAUCCUUUUCAGGAAGGCACUAAAAAUGGGGAGUGAGAAGGCAUAACUAUGAAGGAACAUUCUUCAUGUAAUACUUAUGUUUGUUAGCAUGAGAGCACACAUUCAAGUUGUCCCCUUAGCAAUCCCCACAUACUUUUCCUGGUAAUAUUCUCAGCCAGCUACAAAAUGGCAAAAAUCCCACAAAAUCUUUUGUGUCUUGGAAGACCAAUCAAUAAUUCCAAUAUGAUUGUGAAAAUGAAGUCUCCUUCUAUGCAAUGCCAAGUAUUUGGAUGAAAUGUGAACAUUUCAUUCAAUCUGCCAGAUGUGUGCAAAUAUCUAGAUUAUUUUAGCUGGUAACACUACUGCUUUUUUUUAACUUUCAUCCAGAUAUUUUUUUUUUUUUUUUGCGGGGCAAUGGGGGUUAAGUGACUUGCCCAGGGUCACACAGCUGGUAAGUGUCAAAUGUCUGAGGCUGGAUUUGAACUCAGGUCCUCCUGAAUCCAGGGCCGGUGCUUCAUCCACUGUACCACCUAGCCGCCCCCCAUCCAGAUAUUUUGACAUUGUGCAGAUAAAGCUGAGAUACAAAAGUAAUAGGGAAAGGUUGUGGUGGGAGGAGAGACAAAGACACACACAUACAGAAAGAGAGAGAGAGAGAGAGAGAGAGAUAAGAAACAGUAAGAAAAGUCUUCUAGAUCUGGAAAUUUACAAACAUCCUCACAAUUAUCUAAAUAACAACUCACAUAUAUGUAGUACUUUAUGCUUUGAAAAAUGUUUUCUUUGCAACAAUCUUGAGAGGAAAAGGGAAAGUAUUAUUGUCCACAUUUGGCACAAGAGGAAACUGAGGCAUAGCAUUAUUAGAUCAUCACACAGUUUGAAGAGACCUCAAAGACCAUAUAUUUCAAACUAAUUCUGAAAAAAGAAUCCCUCUACAACAUAUCAAAUCCAAACAGGUCUUUGUUGAAAACCUUGAGUGGGAGGGGGUAGGGAAUAGUUAAGACUCCCCAAAGCAGUCCCUUCCACUAUGGAACAUCUAAAUGUCUUCCUGCUAAAUGUUAUUGAAUAACUGAGGAAACAAUCCAAGAUUUGCAAUUUAUUAGCAUAGGCAUAAGUGGGUGAAUGGAUUCCUCAGUCAGUCCAAAGACCCUGAAUACAAAGUGAGACAGAUUUUUAUGUAUUAAAAACAGCUCAUUAAUAAAACCAAUUAUUUUUUUUUGUUGAGGCAAUUGGGGUCAAGUGACUUGCCCAGGGUCACACAG
Dromiciops gliroides (monito del monte) is the source of this 4242-nucleotide messenger RNA. RefSeq names its product sarcospan (gene SSPN). The record is from RefSeq and is a predicted model, not a curated record. The coding region runs from base 814 to 1236 and encodes 140 amino acids. NCBI's taxonomy places the organism in Eukaryota, Metazoa, Chordata, Mammalia, Microbiotheria, Microbiotheriidae. Gene Ontology annotation, cellular component: sarcolemma; dystrophin-associated glycoprotein complex. The transcript has 3 exons.